AUGAGCGUUUCCGUACAGAAAGCCAACAUUUCGAUUCAGGGCAUUGGGCUGUCCGGAAUAAAGGCAUCGCACAAAAUAAAAGCUGUCGUCAAGUCCCGCGUUUCGUCGUACGCUCGAUCUAUGGAGUUCCUUGUGUUACCGAAGGUCACAGCGAGCCUGCCAACGACCACUAUUCAGGCAAGUGGAUGGGACAUACCUGUAGACAUCGAGCUGGCGGAUCCAGAGUUUUUCCGGUCGAGGAAGAUCGAUUUGGUAUUGGGCAUCCAAGCUUUCUUCACCUUCUUCCCGUCAGGAAGUGAAAUUCAAUUUGGCAAGAGCCUGCCUGUAUUGACAGAGUCCGUUUUCGGAUGGAUAGUGACAGGCGAAGUCACAUCGGAUAGUCAGGCGACUAGAUACUCCUGCAACAUGGCAGUGUCGGACGAUCUGGAAGAGAUAAUGGCACGGUUUUGGUCCUGCGAGGAAGUGGGAGCCGUCAACAAACACUCUCCGGAAGAAAGCCGCUGCGAAGAGCUGUUCGAAAACACGGUGAAGCGGGAAACGGAUGGACGUUACACAGUUACCCUCCCAAAGAACACUGAAGUGCUGGCGAAAAUUGGUGAAUCGAAAGACAUCGCAUUGAGGCGAUUACGAGCUGUAGAGCGAAGGUUGGCGAAAGAUCCUGAUCUACAGAGGCAGUACAGCGAUUUUAUGACCGAAUAUAUCAAUCUCGGUCACAUGCGAAAGGUGGACGAACCUGAGGAGAAGGCAGUCAAACGGUGUUUUCUGCCACAUCAUCCGGUAAUCAAGGAGACUAGCACCACGACUAAGGUGAGAGUGGUAUUUGAUGCCUCCUGUAAGACUUCUACUGGAAUAUCCCUCAACGAUGCGCUGUAUGCUGGACCAGUAGUACAGCAAGAUCUUAGGUCGAUCGUCCUUCGGAGUAGAACUCGUCAGGUGAUGGUGGUUGCUGAUGUCGAGAAGAUGUUCCGGCAAAUCUGGACGAAAUCUGAUGACACUCCGCUACAAUGCAUCCUGUGGACUGGACUAGAUGGCAAGGUUUCUAUAUACGAGCUGCUGACGGUGACGUACGGUACCAAAUCGGCACCAUAUCUUGCUACACGUACUCUGAAGCAACUGGCAUCCGACGAGCGGGAGCGGUUCCCUCUGGCGGCUACGACGAUCGAAGAAGACGUGUAUAUGGACGACGUUAUUUCAGGAGCGGGCGACGUCGAAUCUGCGAUCGAAUUGAGGUGA
Messenger RNA from Armigeres subalbatus, 1233 nucleotides. RefSeq lists its product as uncharacterized. Bases 1 to 1233 code for a protein of 410 amino acids. The transcript has a single exon. The record is from RefSeq and is a predicted model, not a curated record. Lineage: Eukaryota; Metazoa; Arthropoda; Insecta; Diptera; Culicidae.